Kluyveromyces lactis is the source of this 1311-nucleotide messenger RNA. RefSeq names its product DNA primase subunit PRI1 (gene PRI1). The transcript has a single exon. The record is from RefSeq and is a predicted model, not a curated record. The coding region runs from base 1 to 1311 and encodes 436 amino acids. Gene Ontology annotation, cellular component: alpha DNA polymerase:primase complex. NCBI's taxonomy places the organism in Eukaryota, Fungi, Ascomycota, Saccharomycetes, Saccharomycetales, Saccharomycetaceae. Gene Ontology annotation, biological process: DNA replication, synthesis of primer.
AUGCCAUCCUUAGUUGACGCCGUUGAGCCUGGCUCUUCCACUGUACCAUCGUCAUCGACUACCCCAUAUGGAGGUGACACUCCUCCUUCAAAUUAUGGACCUAGUUCAUCAGAUAUGCAAUACUACUAUCAACAUCUGUAUCCUUUUAAGCAGAUAUUUCAAUGGCUGAACCAUUCACCUAAACCAGGCCGUGAUAUCAUCAAUAGAGAAUUCGCGAUGGCGUUCAGAUCUGGUGCAUACAAAAGAUAUAAUUCGUUCAACAGCGUACAGGAGUUCAAAGUACAGAUCCAGAAGGCUAAUCCAGAUAGAUUUGAGAUCGGUGCAGUGUACAAUAAACCGCCAAGGGAGCGCGACUCUUUACUUAAGACUGAGAUGAAACCGAUGGAGAAAGAAUUAGUUUUCGAUAUCGAUAUGGAUGAUUAUGAUAGUUAUAGAACAUGUUGUUCUGGGGCACAAGUGUGUCCCAAGUGUUGGCACUUUAUUAAAUUAGCUAUGAAAGUAAUCAAUUCAUCUUUGGAAAAUGAUUUCGGUUUUGAUGAGUUCAUUUGGGUUUUCUCUGGUAGACGUGGUGCCCAUUGUUGGAUUAGUGACAAGAGAGCCAGGGUCAUGACGGAUUCUCAUAGGAAGAACAUGUUGGAUUAUAUGAACGUGGUUAGGGAUAGAAAUAUUGAGAAGAGAUUGAAUUUGGUUAGACCGCUGCAUCCACAUCUAUCAAGAUCUCUGGAGAUUUUGAAACCUCAUUUCGUUGAAAUCAUUCUAAGGGAACAAGACACUUGGAGAGAUGAUGAACUAGCGAUAAAAUCUUUGGCUACCAGUUGUCACGACAAACAGCUAUCUGAGCAGCUAAAGAAACUAUGGACCAACAAACCUGGAAGAUCAAGUGAGGAAAAAUGGAAGGACAUGGAUGUGAUAGCGUCUCAGCUAAUAAGUAGCUUUCCUAAACAGAGACAACACGAUUAUUUGCAGAGACUACGCGAGAGUAAAGAAGAUAUCAUCAUCCAAACGCUAUACCCUAAAUUAGAUGUGGAAGUCACAAAACAAACCAUCCAUUUACUCAAGGCUCCAUUCUGUAUACAUCCAUCCACUGGUAACGUUUGUGUACCGAUUACAGAAGAGUUCUCACCAGAAAUGGCACCAAAACUUAUAAAAUUACAGAACGAAAUGGAUACUAACGAUAAUCAAGUGCAACGCACUUCACUACAACCGUACCUAGACAUGUUCGGAAAGUAUGUCAACAAGUUGGUCAAACAAGAAUUAUCCUCACAAAAGAGAGACCGUGAAGAAGAUAUCAAGUCGUCUAUUGACUUCUGA